Messenger RNA from Dioscorea cayenensis subsp. rotundata (Guinea yam), 2488 nucleotides. RefSeq names its product auxin response factor 18-like. Gene Ontology annotation, molecular function: DNA binding; protein binding. Gene Ontology annotation, cellular component: nucleus. The coding region runs from base 163 to 2295 and encodes 710 amino acids. Lineage: Eukaryota; Viridiplantae; Streptophyta; Magnoliopsida; Dioscoreales; Dioscoreaceae. The transcript has 15 exons. The record is from RefSeq and is a predicted model, not a curated record. Gene Ontology annotation, biological process: response to hormone; regulation of DNA-templated transcription.
AAAAGAGAGGUCUGAAUAGUAGUAGCAGUAGAAGUAGUAGUAAUGCCAAGAAGAAGGGGAAGAGAGGAAGAACAAAAGCUAAGUUUGAGAGAGAGCUUUGAAUAGUGGAAAAGAGAAGGAAGAAAGUUCUACUGUUUGCUGCUGUUGUUGUUGGUGGUGGAGAUGGAGAAAGGAUUUGGAGAGGAUGAGUUGUAUGAGGAGUUGUGGAGGGGGUGUGCAGGGCCACUGGUUGAUGUGCCCAGGAUUGGAGAGAGGGUGUUCUACUUUCCUCAAGGACAUAUUGAACAGUUGGAGGCAUCUACAAACCAAGAGCUUGAUGCUCAUAUCCCUCCUUUCAAUAACUUGCCUCCUAACAUCCUCUGCCGUGUUGUCAACAUUCAACUGCGGGCUGAGCAUGAAACUGAUGAAGUCUAUGCUCAAAUCACACUUCAACCAGACUCACAAGCGGAACUAACAAGCCCAGACAUGGCUGUGCCGGAGCCUCCAAGGCCAACAGUGCACUCGUUUUGCAAGAUUUUGACAGCCUCCGACACGAGCACCCAUGGUGGAUUCUCUGUUCUCCGUCGUCACGCCAACGAUUGUCUCCCUCCUCUGGAUAUGACCCAAGCUACUCCUACUCAAGAACUUGCUGCUAAGGACCUUCAUGGAUUUGAAUGGAGAUUCAAGCAUAUUUUUAGAGGCCAACCAAGGAGGCAUUUGCUCACUACUGGAUGGAGUACCUUUGUUACCUCAAAACGAUUGGUUGCCGGAGAUGCGUUUGUCUUCCUAAGAGGCGAAAAUGGAGAAUUGAGGGUGGGAGUGAGACGAUUAGCCCGGCAGCAGAGUACUAUGCCAUCAUCUGUGAUCUCAAGCCGGAGCAUGCACCUCGGAGUUCUUGCUACAGCUUCUCAUGCUGUCACCACACAAACUCUCUUCACUGUCUACUACAAACCAAGGACUAGUCAAUUCAUUGUCGGUGUGAACAAGUUCUUGGAGGCCGUUAAUCAUGGCUUUACUGUCGGUAUGAGAUUCAAGAUGAGAUUUGAGGGUGAAGAUGUUCCUGAGAAAAGGUUUAGCGGAACUAUAGUCGAUGUAGGAGAUAUCUCAUCUCAGUGGACAAGUUCUAAAUGGCGAUCACUGAAGGUUCAAUGGGAUGAUGCUGCAAGCAUUCAAAGGCCAGAGAGAGUUUCUCCUUGGGAGAUUGAGCCUUUCACUGCCAUACCCCCUACUGUAAAUGCUCCUUCACAAAUUACUCAAGUUAAAGCUGCUAAAAGGCCUAGGCAACCUGUAGACCUCCCAGACCUCCCAAAUCAUGAGUUCACUGCUUCCUUUUGGUAUUCUGGAACAACACAAUCACAUGAUUUAGGUACAGUAAACGGCAGCGACGGGCAGGGUUGUGAAACACAAGCACAAACACAAGUAUGGCCUCACUGGAAGAAUGAGCAAAUGAGUAAUAAGAGCUUGCAGAAAUUAGGAGGAUUUGAUGGUUGGUUAAAGGACUCCUCCCAUGCUUCAUUGAAGCUGUUCCAAGAUAAUAAUGGAGAGCCAAAGACUUCUCCUGUUCCCUUGUGGCCCGCAGAGACCUCCAUUGAAAAGUCGAAGAAGGCUGAGUUUGGUGGUAGUUGUCGGUUGUUUGGUAUCGAAUUGAUUAAUCAUUCAAACAACACAGUCGAGAAGCCAUUGGUCAGCCCUGUUAGCAUAUCAAGUGCUGCAACUGAGGAUGCCCCUCCAGCUCCUGCCACAGUAUCAGUGGAAGACUCCGAUCAACAGUCUGCACUUUCAAAAGCUUCAAAAGAACAUAAACGAGGGACACAUAUCUCUACAAAGGAGAUCCAGAGCAGGCAGAACAGUUCUACAAGAAGCAGGACUAAGGUGCAUAUGCAAGGCAUAGCGGUUGGUCGGGCUGUUGAUCUGACUACCCUUGAAGGGUAUGAUGAGCUCAUAUUGGAGCUAGAACAGAUGUUUGAUAUCAAAGGAGAACUACGACAUAGAGAUAAAUGGGAAGUGGUUUUCACUGAUGAUGAGGGAGACAUGAUGCUUGUAGGCGAUGAUCCUUGGCUGGAGUUCUGCAAGAUGGUAAGAAAGAUAUUUAUCUACACAAGCGAAGAAGUGAAGAAGAUGAAGCCGAGGAGCAAGCUUCACAUUUCAGCUAUAGAGAGUCAAGAAACAGUUAUAAUCUUAGGCGUCUCAGUUACGGUGAUACAUGCAAGAAUCAGCAACAUCCUCUUGUUUCGCAGCUCGGUUUUUUUGAGCAUCAAGGCAAAAAUAAGAACUGAGGAGGCUAAGAAAUGCAGAAAAAUUAGUUUUAUGCAGUAGCAAGUGGUGAUUACAAUGCAAGGAUUUCCUCUGUGAAUAUUUGUGGUGGUGUUAUUGUUGUUUUUUUUUUACUUAUUUAUGAAUUGUUUGAAUGCCUUGUAGCGUUCAUUGGUAUAAGAUUUUGCUUAGAGAAUCUAUUGUGAAUAUGUCAUGGCUGUGUUUUGAAUUAACAAUAAAUGAUGUUAUCUUGUUA